AUGAAAAACAGCAGGCCAAUCAGUUAUACUGAAAAGCUUUACUUUUGGAGAACUAAACUUGGCGGAUAUUCCAAUUUUAGAUUUGUAGGUGAAUAUUCGAUUGAAUUAAAUGCCCAGAAUGUCUUUCAAGCUUUGGAGACAAUGCUAUACAAGUAUAGCCCAUUAACUGCAGGAAUGCUUCCAACUAAUGACGAGUCUCUGGGUUAUCAUAUAUCUCUAAUUUCUAAAGUCAAAUACGGAGAUGUUGUUGAAUUUAUCACAGACGAGGCUUUAGAAGGGAACGUUACUGGAAUUCUAGACAAAUAUCAUUCAGUACACUUCAAUUUUGAUGAUUGCACUCCGUUGUGGAAGCUCAAGAUUAUCAAUGGGAAGUACGCCUUGUUCUUUUGCGAUCACGCAUUUUUCGACGGUACAUCUGGAAAGAAUUUCCAUAUCGAAUUUUCAAAUGCCUUGGCAGAACAAAAGACAACUGAAAGUGGACCAUCUGAAGGAAUGGACACCGUUUUAUUUGACAGGUCACUGACGGACCCAGAAAAAUAUCAGAUAUUCCCACCACCAAAGGAUAUAAUAGACUACAAUGGAUCAAUCAUUACACAACUCAAAUCAAUAUUGGAGGCGGUUGCACCUAAGCCAAUCACCAACUGGUUGAAAUAUUGGUUUGGAGGCAAUCCAUAUGCCAAACUGAUGACAUAUAACCCACUUCUGGGUAAUGAUUUGAAGUUGAUCCCUGAUGACAAAAUUGGUGAUUCAGUGAACGUCUUUCUAAAUCCUACAGAAGUAAAAAAGAUGAUCCAAUUAGCCAGAAACCAUAAUGUUAAAAUGACCUCAUUAGUUGUACUAUUGGCACAAUUGAGUAUUCGUGAUUUCAUCAGCGACGACAAAGAUAGUUUAAUCUCUGUUCCAAUUAAUCUUAGAUCUGAAAUUGACAAUGAAAAGGCAAAGAAAUUAUGUGCUAAUUUCUCUGACAAGUUUGGAAUUUACAUGAGUGGUAUUGAAAUCGAGUUGCCUGCAAUCAAGAAGAUUUGUCCGGGUGGGGAGAUUGACUGGAAGUUGGCUGAAUACAUUCACAAUGAGAUUCACCAGAGAGCGAAGUCUUCCAAGUACCGUUGGGGUUUGGCUAAAUAUAUCGAUCCUAAGAAAUAUAUCGAAGGAUACAUUUCGAAGAGAGAGAGGGAGACACUUGAGGUUUCUAAUGUUGGUAUAGUGUCAAAUUGUAGUCCAAUUCUUCUGCAUUUAUGGUUUGACCAACCACCCGAAGGUUUUAGUAUCAAUAUGGCAAGUACUGCAAAUGGUGCCAAUCUUACUCUGAGGUCCUACAAUGCUGCUCAUAUAGAAAAGUUUGCAAGUGAGUUUGAGAGGUUGCUUAGAGGACUGUUGGAGAAGAAAGAAUAG
This is a messenger RNA of Pichia kudriavzevii, 1392 nucleotides long. RefSeq lists its product as uncharacterized. The coding region runs from base 1 to 1392 and encodes 463 amino acids. Gene Ontology annotation, molecular function: N-acetyltransferase activity. The transcript has a single exon. NCBI's taxonomy places the organism in Eukaryota, Fungi, Ascomycota, Pichiomycetes, Pichiales, Pichiaceae. The record is from RefSeq and is a predicted model, not a curated record.